Messenger RNA from Plutella xylostella (diamondback moth), 2641 nucleotides. NCBI's taxonomy places the organism in Eukaryota, Metazoa, Arthropoda, Insecta, Lepidoptera, Plutellidae. The record is from RefSeq and is a predicted model, not a curated record.
UUUAUAUUUGUCUUCAUUCAUUCAAUUUAUAAUUUCAUUCAUUCAACCAUCCUUUUUCUUUUGUCUAUGCUAAACUUUACAAAGCUGUGUUGUGUCUAGUGUUAUUUUUGUUAUUUUUAUCGUAUUUUCAUGUCCUAGCGAAUAGAAUUACAACUUUUAGUGAUAAAUACUUUAACUAGAUUAAUUGCUGAUCAAUUACUCAAAUAUUUAUAUUUGAUACUUUUUGAAUAGUGCAUAAUUUCUUCGAAACUUAUCUUGCCGUUAGGUGAUUCUGAAGGCAAUCAGCUGAAAAGUGCACAAAACAGGCACGAACAUUCGCUUAGAUUUACUCUAGGCCUUGAGGUGCAGCGCUCGCGUGGUGCUACAUUCAUGAUACAACCUUAUAUCUGACCCGUGUGCCAAAAAGAAAACUACAGACUGAGAAGACUGAAAAUUUGCUAGUAUGUGACAGUUACUGACACCAUCACAACAUGUCCAAAGUUCUAACGGCCCUCGGAGGGGCCCUGCCCGAUGAGAGACCUCUACUCUCUAUACAGAUAGUGGAAAGUGUGGCUAAAUGCCCGGCCGGGUACUUUCCGGUCAACAGGACCUAUGAUGAGGACUCUGAUGCUGGUCUGCUGAAGCAAAAUGGACUCUUUGGCAAAAAACCUAGUCACUACAUUUGCUUGUCAAAGUCAGAAGGGGUCCCCGGCUACGUAAUGGACGGUCUAGUAGUAGUGGGGGAGCGAGAGGCAGCACCGCCGGGGUACAGCGUCUGCGGGCGUGCGGGAAAGAGACGGAUAUGCACGCGCGUGUCCCGCCUCGCCGCCGCGCCCGCCGCGCCGCCCGUCACUGACGUCAUCGUGUGCUCCAAGAUGAGACAGGCGCCGCAGGGGUUUAUAUUGGCUGGUGAAAUAAAUGGCAAAGUGGUUUGCUACAAAGUGAGCGGCGGCAGCGCGGAGGUGUCACCCACGCACACACAGAACGACUAUGAGAAUGUUUGCAACAAUAUUACGCCCGAAGCUAAUAGAAGUUCAAUAUCUGCACUAUACAGAGAGUUCAAACAAUGUUGGCACAGAAAUGAUAGACUGCGCGCAGUACCAGACCGACCGCCGAAGCUGUCGCCUCUAAUCAACGACUUGAACAACCUGAACCUGAAGCAGUCAGCGCCAGCGUACCCCAACAUUGAUGAGUUCACGACGAGUCAUGACUACGAGGCUCUGAGUCCCUCGUAUAAUAUCAACAAGCCGUCGCGGCCGGCGCCACGCCCGCCGCCUGUUAUGUCGCCCGCGCUGUCGAGCCCCGGCCCAGUAUCUCCCACGCCGCCGGGCGGUCGCCGCAAGGGCCCGGCGCCGCUGCCGCGCCAGGCCUCCAACUACCUGACCCUGGGCGGGUACAACGCACUGGAGGGGGUGCCGUUUGUGCUCAAUCCGAAGCUUAUGGGGAUGCCGGCCGCUGAGUUGAUGCAGAUUCCAGUAAUAAAGCAGCGAACGAACUUCGAUCUGGAGAGAGAUUACUCGUACAACUUCGCAGUUGAGAGACAAACGUGAGGUGAACAGUUUACUAUCUUUGUGAUUCUGAAGGCAACGUCAAGUUAUUGUAGUUCGCAAAGUCUGAAGUAUGAAUUUUGCUCCUGUGAUAGCAUCAUUGGUAGGAAUUCGUGUGUACCAGUUAUGUGUUUUAUCAAUUUGGAAAUAGUGCUCAAUUUUUUGUAGCGAUUACUUUUUGCUUCGGAAUCCAAAGAAAUAUAAUGGACAAGAAAUAACAUAAGUGCAUGGUGCCAUGCGGAGAAAUACUGUUUUAUUUAUAAUGUUGUAUGUACAGAGGAUGCUGUUUAGUUCAAUUCUGACCUUAUGGUGCUUGUUGUAAGGACUAGAGUGGACUGUAGAUGCGUAAUUGAAUUAUUAUUACCAUAUUUUUGUUGUAUAAGUUUGUAGUAUUCUACCUAUAAUUAAUUAGAUUUUAAACUAUGACUUGCAGUUAAAAGUGAAUUGUUUUCAUUUUAAACUGUCCAUAUUGCCGCAAGUAUUCCUUAUGUGUCUCAAAUUAAAUUCUGAUCUUAAUCAUUGUGUAUAAUGUAAAGAACAAAUAGCAAUUUAUGACAUAUCGUUUAAUCUUGUAUGUAAAUGACUGAUUUGUGAUGUGUGUUGACACCAGCGGGGCUCUUUACGAGAAACUAGGUAUAUUGAAUCUCCAUUUAAACAGCCUUCUGUGGUUGUAGCAUGUGGCGGUUAACGCGCAAGAUAUGACAAGAUAAAAGUUUAAGGCGUACUCGUGUUGGUCCCAUGCUAUGUUGCAGACAUAGUCUCGGUAUUUGUCAGGCAGGUUGGAAAAUAUGGUAUGAAAUCUAAUAGCACUUUGUAUAUUCUGUCUUUUAUUUAUUAACUUUAAUUUGUGUCUGUUCUAUAUUGUAUUUUAUUAUUACGUCGACACCACAAACCAUAAUUAUGUAAUAUAAUGUAAAAAAUAAUUGUUUUAACUUAACCAUAUCCCGCUGGUUGUGUAGAAAAAUGUUAGUGAUCCUGAGGCCUUGUAAGUACUGUGUAGGUAUUGUAUGUGUAGUUUCACAAAUUCUUGUGAGAUUAUUGCACGAUUAGCUGAGUGACAUGCUAAUAUUUUGAUUGAAUUAUAUCACGAAUAAAUUGAAAACCUAAUGCCAUGA